AUGGCUAACACAAACACAUCAGCAUUCAUUCUAUCAUCAGGAUCCAUGGAACAAUCACACUUCUCAAUGCAAAACACAAACUAUUCUCCAAUUUCAACCAACCAAUCAGAUGGUCCAAUCGCCAUACUCUGGGACAUGGAAAACUGCCCUGUCCCUAGCGACAUCCGCCCUGAAGAUGUCGCCGGAAACAUCCGCAUGGCCUUACGCCUCCACCCUAUAAUCACCGGAGCUGUCACCAUGUUUUCUGCAUACGGCGACUUCAACGCCUUUCCUAGAAGACUAAGAGAAGGCUGUCAAAGAACAGGCGUGAAGCUCAUAGAUGUUCCAAACGGAAGAAAAGAUGCAGCUGAUAAAGCUAUUCUUGUAGACAUGUUUCUCUUUGCUUUAGACAACCCUCCUCCUUCUUCCAUCAUGUUAAUCUCAGGUGAUGUUGACUUUUCUCCUGCUCUACACAUUCUUGGUCAACGUGGAUACACUGUCAUUCUUGUGAUUCCAUCUGGUGUUGGUGUUUCCUCUGCUUUAAGUAAUGCUGGUAGUUUUGUUUGGGAUUGGCCUAGUGUAGUUCGUGGAGAAGGUUUUGUCCCCCUCCCCCCUACCUCACGUACCCUACCCCUACCCCUACCCCCCACCCGUGAUGUCUCCACCUUCUUAAUGGGAUGCCAAAUAACUGAAAAUUCAGAUUUUCAAAAUGAAGAAGAGGCAAUUGUGUACAGAGGAAUCUCACAAAGCUAUUAUAAUACAAACAUGGUAUCCGAAUACAACACCACAACAUCAAGAUCUUAUAGUCUACCACAUGUUGGUUCUUAUGAACAGAUGUGGGUCCAGCCUGGGGAUUUGGUAGGUUUGACCGGUCAACUAAUGAAGCUUCUAGAAUCUUUCGGUGGGUGUUUGCCUCUGGGGAGGCUUCCAGGUGAAUAUCAGAAAAGUUUUGGGAGGCCUCUUUAUGUUUCUGAGUAUGGAACUUUGAAACUUGUGAAUCUUUUGAAGAAAAUGGGGGAUAAGAUUUUGGUUGAAGGAAAAGGGCAGAGGAAGUUUGUGUAUUUGAGGAAAUGUUUACCCAAGAAUGAUAGGAAAGGGAAGGGUAGGGAAGAGGGUGUGGUGUCUUCUGAUGAGUUUUCGGAUGAGGAAAGGGUAGUUUUGGAAGAAGAAGAAGAUGAGAGUUUGGAUAAGUUUAGGUUUGAGUUACAGGAGAUUUUGGUGAGUUAUUCGUGUAGGAUUUUUUUGGGGUGUUUUGAGGCGAUUUAUCAACAAAGGUAUAAGAGAGAAUUGGAUUAUAGGAGAUUUGGUGUUAGUGAACUUGAGGAGUUGUUUGAGAAGUUGGAUGAUGUUGUUGUGUUGCUUGAGGAACCCGUGAGUAAAAAGAAGUUCUUGGUGGCUGCUGGUUGCUAA
This is a messenger RNA of Lactuca saligna, 1389 nucleotides long. The record is from the annotation of a GenBank genome assembly. Lineage: Eukaryota; Viridiplantae; Streptophyta; Magnoliopsida; Asterales; Asteraceae.